AUGGAUACAGUUCUGUCAACUGUCCACUGUUUUUCACAAGAACUACAAAAAAGCAACAUUGACUACGUGGCAGCAAGUGGUUUAAUACAGGCUUGCAAAACCACAUUUACAAAAUUUCGUUCUGAUGAGUCUUGGGAAGAAAUAGUUAAACAGACUGACAAAUUAUGUGAUAUGAUAGUUGGAUGGAGGUAUCAAACCACAGAAUGUUUACGUAAAUCAUUUAAAGUAGAUAUGUUUUUUGCAACAUUGGACAAAAUGUUAAAUGAAUUUGAUAAGCGGUUUACAGAAAAUAUUGAAGUCUUGAGAGCUACUUCAGUUUUCAAUCCAUGCCUUGAAAAAACAUUUCUAAAUGAAAAACUUAUAUACAUUCUAGCUGACCAUUGCCAAACUGCAGGAAUUGACAAACAAAUUCUUGAAUCAGAAAUUAAAACAGCCAAAGCUCUUAUAGACAAUCAACCACAAAAAGCAAACAACAUUGAAUUGCUUCACGACAUGUUGGCGGCAACACCGAACGCAUUUGGAGAAUUGUUGUCGUUAAUUAAGAUUGUUUUAACAAUUCCUGUAGCAACAGCUUCAAAUGAACGAAUGUUUUCUACCCUCAGCCGAGUUAAAAAUUAUUUAAGAAGUAGUUGUGGUGAUGAAAGACUAAGCGAUCUGUUAGUUCUUUCAUGUCUGACUGAAGACGCAAAAAACAUAAAUCUGUUGGAGGUGGUGACUGAAUUUGCAAAAAUGAAGCCUCGUAGAUACCCAGAUCCAUUAAUUUAA
Messenger RNA from Helobdella robusta, 765 nucleotides. RefSeq lists its product as hypothetical. The transcript is spliced from 2 exons. Lineage: Eukaryota; Metazoa; Annelida; Clitellata; Rhynchobdellida; Glossiphoniidae. The coding region runs from base 1 to 765 and encodes 254 amino acids. The record is from RefSeq and is a predicted model, not a curated record. Gene Ontology annotation, molecular function: protein dimerization activity.